Labrus bergylta (ballan wrasse) is the source of this 3702-nucleotide messenger RNA. It is a transcript of the gene tmod1, whose product is annotated as tropomodulin 1. Gene Ontology annotation, cellular component: myofibril; cytoskeleton; striated muscle thin filament. Gene Ontology annotation, biological process: myofibril assembly; actin filament organization; muscle contraction. The record is from RefSeq and is a predicted model, not a curated record. NCBI's taxonomy places the organism in Eukaryota, Metazoa, Chordata, Actinopteri, Labriformes, Labridae. Gene Ontology annotation, molecular function: tropomyosin binding.
GGAGGAGGAUCUCUCCCCACAAGUUUACUUUGCCCUUUGAGGGAGAUGAGUUUCAGCCUCAACAAACGCGCCGUGAGAGGACCGGUGCGUGGGGAGUAAAAAGCUUGAGAGCACGCUGAAAUCUGCUGAAUUCAGGAUUACCGGCGGGCCAUGGACGCUUCGGUGUAGCGGAGUUUGUGUGCGGAUUCCCGGGUUGUGCGCCUGCAGCUGAGCGGACCGCGCAGCGCGACUCCAGGCGGCUCUGAAGGAAACCAUAUCUGGUCAAAGUAUUCGUUGCUGUCACACAGCGGGACCGUCCGGCUAUAAAUAGCGCUGGAGGAGGAGGACCGACUCUUUGCCAAGGAGCGCUGCAGGGCACUUGAUGUUCUGUUGCUUUUAUAUACCUGAGCUGGGGGGACACUGAGAUAAAGAUUCUUGUUUCCAAACUUUGGGAUCCCUGUGAGCCUCUGGUUUCCUACAUUUGAUCUUUCUCGUUUGGAAGGGUUAUCGAGAGGUGUGCUGUCCAUCAUGUCGGUGCUGAAGAAGGAGAUGGAGAAAUACAGGGACAUAGACGAGGACGAGCUGCUGAAGAAGCUGUCGGAGGAAGAGCUGCAGCGAUUAGAGGAUGAGUUAGAGGAGCUGGAUCCUGACAACGCAUUGUUGCCAGCUGGGAUGCGGCAGAAAGACCAGACAAAGAAAGCUCCGACGGGGUCGUUUCAGAGAGACAAUCUACUCGCCCAUCUGGAGAAACAGGCCAAAGAGCAUCCUGACAAAGAAGACCUGGUGCCCUACACGGGGGAGAAGAGAGGUAAAGCCUGGGUGCCUAAGAAGAUCGUGGAUCCCAUCAUGGAGAACGUGACUCUGGAGCCGGAGCUAGAAGAAGCCCUGGCGAGUGCUUCUGAUGCUGAACUGUGUGAUAUCGCAGCCAUCCUGGGUAUGCACACCCUGAUGAGUAACCAGCAGUACUAUGAAGCCCUGGCCAGCAGCACCAUAGUCAACAAGCAAGGCCUCAACAGUGUGAUCCAGUGCACCCAGUAUAAACCAGUCCCCGAUGAAGAGCCUAACGACACCGACGUAGAAGAGACCCUGCAGAGAAUGAAGAGGAACGACCCAGACCUGGUCGAGGUCAACCUCAACAACAUCAGAAACAUCCCCAUCAAGACUCUGAAGGCGUAUGCAGAGGCUCUGAUCACUAACAGUGUGGUGGAGAGGUUUAGUAUUGUUGGAACCCGGAGCAACGACCCCGUAGCGUUUGCCCUGGCAGAGAUGUUGAAGGUGAACACGACGCUGAAGAGCCUGAACGUUGAGUCUAACUUCAUCACAGGAACAGGAAUCCUGUCCCUCAUCGGGUCACUGCAGGGUAACACCACGCUACAUGAGCUCAAGAUAGACAAUCAGAGCCAGCCGUUAGGCAACAAGGUUGAGAUGGAGAUAGCCAGCAUGCUGGAGAAAAACACCACGCUGCUGAAGUUUGGAUAUCACUUCACCCAGCAGGGCCCGCGCCUCCGGGGCUCCAACGCCAUGAUGAACAACAACGACCUGGCCCGGGCCGUCAGGUCAGAGUCAGACGGCUCCUUCACCCUCACUCUGUCCGUGCCUGAGCUGGAGCGAGCCUUUGGGAAAAAGUUCAAGUCCAAGACUAAUAAGAAAGAGAAGGCUUGAGGGAGGACCCAUCUUCCCCAAGUGUCGGACGAAUGUGUAGAAACCGGAGCUACUCUCAACCCUCUGACCCCCCAAUCUCCCCCGACCAUCUUUACACACCUCGACUCGGUACCCUCCUCCGCCUCUCCUCUUGACGGCCUGCAGAAGUCCGUGAACACACCUUCAGGUUCAAAUGUUGAGAGUUUGGAGGCAACCUCUGAACUCUCUCUCUACUUUCUAAGCCUCUGUUUAACGUCAAGGAGCGCUCAGUGCAUGCAGACGGUGAGAUUUUAUACAGAUUAUUUUGUGUUCUUUUGAGAAGUUUAAAUUGGAUCAAGGCUUGAAAUGCUGUAAGUCUUUGUACAAACUAACCAGACGAGGCUUUCUUUUGUCGUGAUGAAUCAUUUCAUAUCGCUUCGAGAGUGUCUCAUAUCCUUUGUAAAGAGGGCGGGAGGUCUGGUUUUACAUGGCGGCUCGUUAAAAGAUGGCGGGGAACUUUAAGCCGUCCCUGUUUCUCUGUAGGAGUUGAAUGAAUUCUAAUUAUUCUGUAAAUGAGUUGUGCUUUUCUCUGACGCUGUUCCCAAAAGCUUCGAGUGUCUCCGAAGCUGAAGUCCCAUCACGACGAGUUCUUUAGUUGUAGACUGAAUGGAUUCAUAAAGCUGACUCCUGUGAGAUGUGUUGCUAUUUAUUAGCAGAGUAUAUUUAUUUGUGACGGUUAUAGGACAGAGAAGACGUUUCAAUACACAACAAAGCUUGGGUUGAUUGCUCUGCAGAGUGUUAAAACGUUUAGUGUCUGCAUAUCAAACUGUUAAGCUCUGAAUACGUGUUUCUGUGCAACAUGAGGAAGCCUUCAGGUUCUGCAGAGGAUUUCUGCUAGCUGGGAAUAGCAGAGGCAGGACAAAAUAACCCACAGAAACAGUAUUCUUAUUUAGACUUUAUAACUUUAUAGCAUUAAUGACACACACUUUUGAAACGUUUGGAUACCAUGUGUUUUAAAACGAUGUAUGAUGGUUCAUAUCGAAAAGGAAGAAUGUGCAACCUUUUUUAAUCCAGUAGAUGUCGCCCUUGAGCACCAGCAUGAAACCAAAACAAACUGCUGUUUGGCCACACCUCCAACCCCCCUCCCCUUUAGCGCAAGUGGCGGACGUAAUUGUCCUUAGCUCGAGCUGCAAUCACCUGUGUCCUGCAUUGGUGUGUUAGCAUGCUAAUGUUAGCGCUCUUUAGUUAGCUCGUAGCUUCACAUUGCAUGUAAACCGACACAGAAUGAGCGUGAUCCAAAAACUCUUAAGUGACAUUCAAAUAAUCAGUGAGUAUGUUCUUCUUCUUCUCUAUAGUCCUUGACUAAAACAGCUUUUAUACUCAAGGGGAGGAGCCGGCCGUCCCGUCCAUGUAAACACGGCUCUGACAACAACACAGCCAGCGGGACUCGAGCUUCUCACUCAUUGUAGACAGUCAUGAGUCAGAGACACAUUUACACAGUAUAGACUUGAUCUCUGCUGUAUUUAUGUCUAACAUGUCGCACAUUCUUCCUUUUAAAAAAAACAUCUUUUUCAUUAGACAGGUGCGUAGAAGACGAGUGAAGCCAUCAGACAUGCAGUCACACUCCUGCACACGCUGUCUAAAUAUGUUGGCAACAUUUCGGUGUGUUGCCAACGUGUGCAUUUUUAAAAAAUGUGCAGGAGUUUGCUUGCCAUUUUUGCUCAUUUAAAACAAGAAAUUGCCCUUUAUUGGGCGCCUAGGACUUCUACUUGUGUUUCUGCACGGUGUCCAAUCAGGUAUCGGUGUCGUUCGAUUUUUACGAUGGUCGUACUGAAGUUUAAAAUUCAGGUAUCAUAACAACUUUAAACCUAAAUCAGGUGAUAACAGCCUGAAAGGACUUCUGUUACACCUUGAACCAGGUCAGGCUCGAUGAUUGUUUGUGUUCAUGUGUUUUUACUGGAGCUUCGAUGUGUGAUGUCAUACGAAGCCAGCUGGUACUGUUCAUUACAGGUUUUCCUUUGAAGAGCCUGAACCCAAACGUUUUGUAGUAAUUCAGCCGUCUGACCCUUCAGUGUAUCAUUUAUUCUUUUAAUGUUCAAUUGA